AUGGUUAAUGUAGCUCAACAAUCUACAGCGAAACGUUUCAUUGAUCCACCUCAACAAUAUCCAAAUGAUGGAAGUGUUUUAAGUCUAACAAUUUGGAGCGAUUUUAUUGGCCUAAACUUAAAUGAAAAUAUAAAAACAAAUUCAACAUUUUAUAAUGAUUUUUGUAUAAGCAAUAAUGUUCUUAAUAAAUUUAACUUUGCACCACCUGGUCCGAUACCAUUUUGUGAUGAAACACAAGUAUCCAAAUUUAAUUAUACAUUACCAUCCGUUCUCAAGGAUGUUAUAUAUACAAGAAAUCCAAAUUAUUGGGGAAAAUUUGAAGUUAAUCAACAAUCGUUUCGAUCUCAACGAAAUGGAGUAUUAUUAUUUAAUGGAGAUUUAGAUCAUAUAUCGCCGAUGUCAACAGCACAGCAAGUUCAAAAAUUAUUUCAAUCGAAAUUUAUUCGAACCAAAUUAGUUGAAAUGAAAGGUUUAACUCAUGUCACUGUGACUCAAUCUCAUACAAAAAAAGGUAGUAUGGAAUCAUCAACAUGUACAGAACAAAUAAUUCUUCAAUUUUUAUAA
Molecule: messenger RNA, 564 nt
Organism: Rotaria sordida
Lineage: Eukaryota; Metazoa; Rotifera; Eurotatoria; Philodinida; Philodinidae
Source: the annotation of a GenBank genome assembly